AUGAGCCGAGCUGGCCGCCGGCGCAGCCGGGCCGGGGCAGUGGCCGCCGUGCAGCUGUGGGUGACCCUCAGCUGCCUGAGCACCGUCGCUGAGGCCCAGCUCUCUGGAGUCCUCGAUGAUUGCUUGUGUGAUAUAGAAAGCAUUGAUAGCUUCAACACCUAUAAGAUCUUUCCUAAAAUACAGAAAUUGCUAGAACGGGACUACUUUCGUUAUUAUAAGGUUAAUUUGAUGAGACCAUGCCCUUUCUGGGCAGAAGAUGGCCAAUGUUCUAUAAAAGACUGUCAUGUGGAACCCUGCCCAGAGAGCAAAGUUCCAAUGGGAAUUAAAGCUGGGAGUUCUAAUAAGUAUUCAAAAGCAGCAAAUACCACCAAAGAAAUAGAAGACUGUGAACAAGCUAAUAAGCUGGGAGCAGUUAACAGCACAUUAAGUAUUCAAAGUAAAGAAGCUUUCAUUGAUUGGGCAAGAUACGAUGAUUCACAGGACCACUUUUGUGAACUUGAUGACGAGAGAUCUCCAGCCGCCCAGUAUGUGGACCUAUUGCUAAACCCAGAGCGUUACACGGGAUACAAAGGGCCGUCUGCGUGGAGAGUGUGGAAUAGCAUCUAUGAAGAAAAUUGUUUCAAGCCUCGAUCUGUGUAUCGUCCUUUGAAUCCACUGGCACCCAGCUGGGGAAAGGAUGAUGGAGAAUCAUUCUACAAAUGGCUAGAAGGUUUGUGUCUGGAGAAAAGAGUAUUCUAUAAACUAAUUUCUGGGCUUCAUGCUAGCAUCAACUUACAUCUGUCUGCAAAAUAUCUUUUGGAAGAAACUUGGGGAAAACCUAGUUGGGGACCCAACAUCAAAGAGUUUAAGCGCCGCUUUGACCCUGUGGAGACCAAAGGGGAAGGGCCUAGAAGGUUAAAGAACCUCUACUUUUUGUACUUGAUUGAACUCCGAGCUCUAUCAAAGGUUGCCCCGUACUUUGAGCGUUCAAUUGUUGACCUUUACACUGGAAACGCAGAAGAAGAUGCUGAGACAAAAACCCUUUUGUUGGAGAUCUUUCGAGAUACAAAGUCCUUCCCUAUGCAUUUUGAUGAGAAAUCCAUGUUUGCAGGAAACCAAAAGGAGGCUAAAUCAUUGAAGGAGGAACUGCGGUUGCAUUUCAAGAACAUAUCACGUAUAAUGGACUGUGUUGGAUGUGACAAAUGCAGGUUAUGGGGAAAACUACAGACUCAGGGUUUAGGAACUGCUUUGAAGAUACUGUUUUCUGAAAAAGAAAUUCAAAAUCUUCCAGAGAAUAGCCCAUCUAAAGGUUUUCAACUCACUCGUGAAGAAAUAGUUGCUCUUUUAAAUGCAUUUGGAAGACUCUCCACAAGUGUAAUAGAGUUGCAGAAUUUUAAAGUUUUAUUGAAACACAGUAGAUAAUAAAGACUUUCACACACUUGUUAAAGGUAACCAUAAAAUAAUUGUGUAAAGACUUUUGGUCUUGGACAUUCAGCAAAAUGAGACUGAUCUUCCUGACCUUCAAGAAUUUGAACUCUUGAAGGAAACAUUCAGACACCAACUUGAAUAUUUAUGAUCCUUAAAAUAGGAAAUUAUCAAUUAGAGCUAUUUAUAAAUGAAGUAUAGUUUUGGAACAUGUAAAUUAUAUUGAUUCUCUGUUUAAUUUCAUGUAUUUUUUCAUCUAUUGAAUGUUUCUAGUGUGCCACCUUUUAUUUAGAGUUUAUUUUUCUCAUUUUGUUGUCCUGUUAUUCCCAGGCAGUAGUCUAAUCUUAAAUUAUGUAACCAUCUAAUAGCAUUGUUAUAAUCCCGUAUGUUGGGAAAAAGAACUAGGGAACAAAUAUUGUACUUAGUAAAGAAAAAUGCUGAUACUGUGAUAAGUUUUUCCAUGUCUUUUCCCCAUACUUUUGCUUUAUACUUGUGCCUAGCUUUGUGUGAAUUCAUUUGUUUCUCCUGCAGAAUUAUAAACGUAACAGUCUUUCAAAUGUGUAAUUCAAGGAAUUUCUUAAGUGUAUUCAAGAUCCUCCUAUUUGCUUUUUCUCUUCAUUGAUAUAAGGGAACUUCCUCUGGCAGAGUUGGACAGAUGCUUUCUCUCUGAUUCCCAACCAUUUCUAUGUCUGUUCAGUUGGUCCAAGAAUUUUCUUAUUCUUAGAACCUAAACAUUAUCUUAAAAAAGAAAAAGUGCCCAACUUGUGACCAAGACACCAAUGUAUACAUUUCCCUUUCCUUAAAGAAAAAAAGAUAGUGCAUAUCCUUCAUUAGAGUAGUAAAUAUAAAUCUAGCAGGUAACUUUUUGAAGCAGAUUCUGUUGGGAUUAUGUAAAUCUACAGUAUUGUUUUCAGAUGUUACAGGCCAAAAAUUUGUUUUAAAUAGAAAAAGAAAAACCAUUUUAAAAAACUUUAUUUUUCAAAAAAAUUAUCUAUGCAAUCCCCUAACUACUCUCAGCCUAACUUUCUUAGGUAGAUUAUUUAAACAUGCUAAUAAGAAUAUAUAAAUUCACUGUAUAUAUGUGAUACUUUGUGUGGUCAACUUGGACAUUAUGCUACCACACCACUCAGAAGUAAAGAACUUUCAUUUUUUAAAUCCAGAAUUAAAGUACCCUUGCCCAGGAUUAGCUAUUUGAUAAUUUUUAAAACUUUGGUAGUUGUAAUGUUGGUGUUCAAUGUGGAAGUUUGUAUAUGUGUGGUAGUAACGUGGGUAAGAGUCCUAAAGUUUUUGUUUAUUAGACCUUCAAUUUUUUACCGAGUAAAUAACAAGUGCCCUUAAGCCCAUACUUUAGCCUGCCAAAGUCUGAAAUGUGUUUAAUAAUGAUAUAGUGGAACUAAUUGUUUAAAUUUUGCUCCACCAUUGUACCCUUAUACAUGAGGGGUGAAAUUGUACCAGACUCGUUUCUUUUCCAAACCCAAUUUCUAAUUUUUAUAGAAUCCCUUGACAACUGACAGUGGUAUUUAAUUUUAUUAUAAAUGGGUGGAUUUGAUUGCAGCCAUUUCUUUUAGUACUGAAAAUAUUGCAUAUGGAAAGAAAACUUAAGGCAAGCUUCUUUAAAAACUGAAUUAAUAAUUUUGUUGACGUAAGUAUGCCAGAUAAUCAACAUCAGUUCUCUGUAAGCUACUGCUCAAAGCCUAAUUUAACCUGAUACCACAUUUUUAUUGUGGUACAGUAAUCUUUAAGAUCAGUUUCUUUUUUAGGAAUGUUACUUCACUCUUAACUGGGGGUGAAUCCUUACUUAUUACGAGCAAUUACCCUUCUUAAUUCCUGUGGUUUGUUUCAAUAUUUUAAAAAGAGACAGGUAUAUAUGUUAGAGUUUUUGGAAAUGAAAGCGUUUACACCUUCUAGUUGUAGAAAAUUAUUUUCUAAAUCUUACUCAUUAGCAGAAGAAUACAUGAAACAUAGUAGUUUGUCAUUGGAAAAUAAUAUGGUGACAGCGUUCACUUGACCAUGUUUAUUUUUAGGAGACUGUAUUACUGGUAUAUGCUGCCUGUGAGAAUCUUUAUUCUGUGAACCUAAUGGCAUAGUGUUUUUUUUCAACUCACAUGUCAGGCAAUUGUCUAAUUCCUUUUGUUGCUUAGUUCUAUAAUUAACAGCACUGUUGAUUAUAUACCAUUUUCAGAAGCAUAUGCUUGCCUAAGUUCAGCCUUUUAUUUCAUAACAAUAAAAAACACUGCCCUGAUGGUAUAACUGACAGAAAUGAUUGUACCAGUUGAUAAAGUAAUAAAAAUGUGAAAGGAAGGGAAAAUAGGCCUCUUCCCUUGACUUGAGUUUGUUACUUUUUUGAGUGGCGUCUAUGUCAACAUUACUGUCUAUUUUAGAUUUGGGGAUCCUCGACCAUUUUUUGAGGUGAAUUAAAUAAAAUAGUAAAAAUCUUACGCAGUUUAGAAACUCGAUAAAUCAAAACAUUUUAUUUUGGCAUUUAGCAUUGUGAUUUAUCUAAUAGUCAUGUAUGAUUGCUGGGCAUAUAUGAAAUAUUGUGCCAUAUUUUUAAACUUUGGAUAUAAUUUUGAGUAUGAAAAAAAGUCUUUAUUAAAUUUCAUCACCAACACUUGAGUCUAUGUGAAAAUUUAGGAGAUUCACAAUAAACCUCGUAGAAGUACCUAAAUUUGCACUUGUGUGUAUGAUAAAUCACAAAACUUGUACAAUUCUGCCAUGAGUAUACAACACCUUUGAUUUUGAACGUGAUACUGUAUUGUUUGCUGUUGUUUCCACUUGAUUCUGUAAAAUUUGAAUUAAAGUAAAUGUUUCUGCAGUGUU
Molecule: messenger RNA, 4224 nt
Organism: Vombatus ursinus (common wombat)
Lineage: Eukaryota; Metazoa; Chordata; Mammalia; Diprotodontia; Vombatidae
Product: ERO1-like protein beta
Exons: 16
Coding region: 1-1401 (466 amino acids)
Biological process (GO): protein folding in endoplasmic reticulum
Cellular component (GO): endoplasmic reticulum; endoplasmic reticulum membrane
Molecular function (GO): FAD binding; thiol oxidase activity; protein-disulfide reductase activity
Source: RefSeq, a predicted model, not a curated record